Patella vulgata (common limpet) is the source of this 2740-nucleotide messenger RNA. RefSeq names its product alpha-1,6-mannosyl-glycoprotein 4-beta-N-acetylglucosaminyltransferase. The coding region runs from base 461 to 1897 and encodes 478 amino acids. The transcript is spliced from 7 exons. Gene Ontology annotation, biological process: protein N-linked glycosylation. NCBI's taxonomy places the organism in Eukaryota, Metazoa, Mollusca, Gastropoda, Patellidae. Gene Ontology annotation, molecular function: acetylglucosaminyltransferase activity. The record is from RefSeq and is a predicted model, not a curated record.
AGUAUGUACAUUGGCUAUUUGGUCGGUAUACGAGAAUGUACACAUAUGAUUAGUAGGUGAUAAAGAAUGUCUUUGUACAGCCUUGUGAAUAUUCUUCUAAAGGAAAAUAGCUUUAAACUUUAGGCUGCCUUAUACUCUAGUGUUAUAGACGUGAUUGAUAUUCAUUUCCCUGCAGUAACAUUGUGGUAUGAAGUUUAAUAAAAGAACCUGUUUUCGAAAGGCCAAGACUAUGGUUACUUCGUAAAGGGUACCGAGUCAAAUUAGGUAUCGAAUUAAACAGCGACACCAGAAUAAUUGAAUGUAGAAUCAACAAUACAUUUAUGUAAAUUACAAAAGGAUACAUGACAACAUAGGUCUUGAGUCAAUUUCUUAAAUUUACAGAAGUUUUUCUGGGUGUUUAAAAGUGUAUUGUCAUAGCUGGAAAUACAAAUAAAGGGCCAAAGACAUUUAUAUUUAUAAAAUGUGGGUGAUAUUGAGGCGAAUUUUAAAGUUACGAAUUUUGUCAGGGAGUCCGAUAUUCACAGUAUUAUUAGGGUGUAUAAUAUUAUUACAGACACUUCUUAUACUACAACCAUGCAGUCAUAUUAAUACAGGCGUUGAUAUGUCUAUCAACAGUCGGGGUUUAAUGUCCAUGGAAGAUUCUAAAUCAGCUGCUCUGAAAGACUCAUCAUCAUAUAUGUGUUGUAGCUGUGAAUAUAGUAUGGUGGUUGAUAAAAAUAAAUCACUUGUAUUUAAAACACCACAACGUGAUAAAGCUUUCCUUACAAUCGGCGUACCAACAAUUAACAGAACUGGAGACACAUAUCUACUAAACACAAUAGAGUCACUGGUAUCCAGUAUGUCAGAAUCGGAGAAGAAAGAUGUCAUAAUCUUAAUUUUCUUAGCUGAUACUGAUCAAGCUGUUAAGAGUGUGUUAUCAACGGAAAUUAUGAAAAAAUUCCAAGAGCAUAUAGUUUCUGGUUUAAUCCAAUUAAUACAAGCCCCGGCGUCAUUUUAUCCUAACAACCACAUCAAAAGACUAACUUAUGGCCAAGGAAAGGAUUACGUACAAUGGCGCGCAAAGCAGAAUUACGAUUAUGCCUUUAUGUUUAAAUAUGCUAAGGAUCUCUCCACGUAUUAUAUGCAAAUAGAAGAUGAUGUUCACACAAGACCGGGAUAUAUUUCAUCUAUUAGCGAGUUCAUAAAAACUCAAGAUAAUUGGAUUUGUUUGGAGUUUUCCGAACUGGGAUUUAUUGGAAAGUUAUACAGGACGGAACACAUGGAAAGACUUGCCGUGUUAUUAAUGAUGUUUUAUACUGAACAACCAGUCGAUUAUACUUUUUUAUUUUUUAAUAAUUUAAUGACACAGUUCAGUCGAAUAAUAAAAAUACCCACGCUGUUCCAGCAUAUGGGAUUGCAUUCGUCUUUCCCAGGAAAACUCCAGCGAUUAAAAGACAAAUUUUUUGAUAACACAACCAAAUUAUUCAAAGGAGACAAUCCUCCUGCGGAUAUCUCCACGAGUUUGUCAACUUACUUGACUUUUAUCCCAAAACUUGCCUACGUCACAAGUGAAGGUUUUUUUUGGAGUCAUGGGGGUGCGAAAAACGGUGACACGUUUACUGUUAUUUUUCAAAGUCCCCAGCGAUUAAAACGAGUUGUGGUGAUGAGCGGUACUUCGUCUCAUCCAGAUGACAGAAUUUAUGAAGGGAAUUUAGUAGCAAGUUUGACUCUUGCAAAAAGUGAAGAUGGUGGCCAAAUGUGUACGAACGAUAUUGAAAUAGGAACAUUUGUGAAAGGCAACGUGGAUAACGCGAACUUAUUAGAGAAAAUAGCCUUUAAAGUAAUGUGUUUACGUAUAACAAUAACAAGGGACCAGAAUCCAUGGGUGAUUGUGAAGGAAAUCGCAGUGUUUAUCUAACAAAACGGGAAUUUCUUAGAACUAUAUUUUAUUAUGCACAAGGGACUAGAUUGCUACUUGCUAGUACCUUACCCAUUUGAAAAGAAUCCUUAUCUAUAAAUACCAUACUUCUGGUGGCCUGUAUUCUCCACCAUUUAGAAUACAAUCGAGAUAAGCUGCAUUGAAAAGCCAGACUGUCUGACUGAUGGUACCAAUACCGUUGCCCAUUACCCUGCCAUAUGACGGAGUUCGGCAACACGUCUGCCACUCCCUCCCAGCAAGUAUAAUGAAUCAAUUAUAAUCGAUUUUUUGUUGAAUCUGAAUGUCAGUAAGUUGGCUGUUAUCCCCAGGUUUUAUCCUAAUGAGCCCAACAGCUUGUUUGUCUUUAAGGCUGAGCGCACAUUGAUACAAAUACACACCAAAACAGAAAACAAACGCAUGUAGCUGUUUUUCUUACAUCAAUGCGUUAAAAUACAAUAAACAAUGGUUUAACUAAACAAGAUUGCAGUUGACCAAUCAUGUUGAACAACGCCAGUACCGUAUGCCAUUCAAAAUGACUACUCCCAUCGAAUUAUUUAAUUGAUAUAUGAGCCGAAGGCAGGGGCGGAUCCAGAGGGGGGGGGGGCUCUAGAUGCCCCCCACCCCCACCUCGGCUACAUAAAAUGUUUUGUAAAACAACCUUUUUUAUGACAAAAGUGUCAUAAUUGUGCUUUAUCCUUUAUCGUCAGAUGGUGCGACAGGAUGGGCACUCAAAGCGCGAGAUAUUGAUAUAGACAUAUAUGUGACAUCACAAUUAAUGCUUUGCAUGAAUAAAAUUGAAUCACAAUGUCAUCGUAUUAAUUCAUAAUAAAAAUUGACGUCAAA